AGGGAAAGGAAAGUGAUGGGGCGCAAAAUUACGACAUUGGAUGGUAAUAGAAUGUUGGGCAACUUUGUCGGUUAUUUGUUCGGAAAUAAUUACUCUGGAACGCAGGAUUCGCUCGAGGAAGAUCCUCGAACUCGGGGAAUAAUGCGGAGAUUCAGGCAAGUGGAAGUCGAGGACGAUGAAUGGAUCCUCAUUGACCGAACUGUUGAGGGUACGCUGGAGGAGCCGUGGUAUGAAAUGCCACCCGCAGUAUUUACACAAGAAGGACCUGUAAAAGUGGCAACUUCACCCAUGGAAAAUCUACUAAUAGAGCAUCCCAGCAUGUCCGUAUAUUCUGUCGUGUCAGGGACGAUGACAUCUCCUGUCGCACCGGAUACUCCGCCCCCCUCACCCGAUGCUUGGAAAGAAAGCCAAAAGGAUAGUAACGAUUUAUAUAAUGCUGACGUUCUCCAAAAAGUUUCCACGGCAUCGCCAGUUGAUAUCUCGUCCUCUACAUCCACGUUAUGCACUAUGUCCACAUCUUUAGAUAGCAAUUCAAACCGAAGCAACAUUGAUGAACUUUCGCGCAGAAUUGUUGCGGAAUUGCAAGCUAUUCAUAGUGAUAGACUUCCCUCUUCUGAUAGCAAUGACAUCCGAGAUAGAAUUGGAAAUCAACUUCGUUCUGCUCAGGAACGUGCUCAGGAAGUGUUAAAGAAGCGCACGACCCAAAAUCUGAAGAAGGCUCGUCUGGAAAGAAACAAUAAAGUACGCCAAACAAAAGGCAAGCGACUUCGUCGUCAAGACCGUUUACGUGUUCGUCACAGUGGCGCCAAUAACAACCGAAAAUGCUAGUCAUUCGAUCUCAAGCCAAAAUGUACUUAAGCUUCUUCCUAAAAUGACCAACGCUACAAUAAAUAGUUACUCAAUAAAAUUUCGUUGCAAAGACGAAAAAUAGGACAAUAUUUAUAAGAUUUGUGCGAGUCCAGUAAGCACAUGUUAAUAGUAUGCUUAAUGUGAUCAGACAUCCUGUUUUGUCGAGAUGAUUAUCCGUUGUCCCUUUAAAUAUGCCGAAUAUCCUGAUUUUAGCAAAAAUGUUUCGCUAAAAAAUAUUUUAUUACUUAAAUAAAAAUUGUAUAAUAGUAAACCCAAUACAUUUUAAUUCCCUUGUAUCAAUUUUGCUUCUCCGUACUGUGUAUCAAAAAAGUAAAGAGGCGCAAUUUUGUUUUAUUUAUUAACUAAUACAGUUUUGUGCUGAUUAAUCAAUCGUAAUGAUGGAUAAUUUCUGUCUCAAUGGAACAAAAAUUAAUUUUUCUCACAUCUCGUAAUAUUUUUCCUAUUUAAAUUUAUGAAGAUUUUUAAUUAAAUUAAUGUAAAUAACAAAUUUUCAGUUGCCAAAAGUUUUAUAUUAAUUUUUCAAGAAUUUGCCUUCUUUAUUAAUGUAGUACACUCGCAAAUUGAAUUUUUUUGAAAUUAAAACUAUACAUUGUACUAGAAGACAUUGAUACGCUGGUGCAAUUGCAAUGAAAUAGGCCAUUUUAAUACACACUGAUAUAUAAGCAAUUAUAAACUGUACAUUUUAUACGUGUCGUCUAUAUAAAGUUUAUAAAAAUAUCGCGUUUAUUUUUAUAGUAUACACUAGAAAUGAUAUAUUAAUAAAAAACAAACAUAUAAUGAAAGAACAUAAAACAGAUGUUUCAUAAAAUAUUAUGAAAAAAAUAUAAUUUUUUACUUUAGUGUGAAAAGUAGAACCAUGAAAAAAUGCAAUUUUCGAUUUUGUUUGACAUAUAUGUAGAGGCGACUGAAGGAAAUGGUGAGCAUUGAGCUGCAUUAAUCUGCGUUUAUCUGUAUUGAUUAUUUUCUGCGAAUGCGUGCAACGCAAUCGAAAAUUUUUUCUCACUAGCAAGAGUGGGAAUAUUGCCACCGAGCGCGUGAUGGAAUUCAACUUUUGAAUAGUAUUGUUGCAAGUAUACUACUUUAAGGAAGUUUUUUGGUCUUGAGAUACGAAUUUAAGCAUAUAAUUAAGAAUUCUUUUUAGACAUAAAAAUUAAAAUACAAUUAAAAACUAAUAUACAAUAAUCGAAAUAAUGAUAGGUUCACUAUAUUUAUGUUAGAUUCACUUUAGUUUUAUAAAAAUGUAAAAAUAUAUUUUAUGUAACGUUUCUUAUUUUAUUUCUCAUAUUUAUGACUUUUAAAAUUAACAAUAACAUAGUUUAGUUUAAUAGAGAAAUCCUUAUUAACAUUACUAAAAAAUUAUUUUAUUACAUUAUUAAAUUAAUAUUUUUAUAUGAAAUAAACACAAGUUAUGCACUCUGUGCAUUUUCAAUAAAUAUUGAGUUUUAAUUUAAGAAGUUACAAAACAGUAACGCUAAUACACAAAAAUAAAAGAUUCAAUAUUUAGUA
Molecule: messenger RNA, 2376 nt
Organism: Solenopsis invicta (red fire ant)
Lineage: Eukaryota; Metazoa; Arthropoda; Insecta; Hymenoptera; Formicidae
Gene: TP53INP
Exons: 4
Coding region: 16-828 (270 amino acids)
Biological process (GO): autophagosome assembly; positive regulation of DNA-templated transcription
Cellular component (GO): autophagosome; nucleus
Source: RefSeq, a predicted model, not a curated record